AUGGGACGUCAUCGGUCGUAUAAGCCUCAUUACUUGAAUAGAAAGCGUUCCCGGUCGCGUUCCAGUUCCCGGUCGCGGCCCACGCGUUCCGAUACAAUUUUUACGGACAGACCACGGGUGAAACGACGUCCGGGACAUGGCACAUCAUCCUGGGACAUACCGCCCGACGGCUAUUCCCACCUGACUCCGAUCCAGUACAAAGCCAUGCAGGCCAGCGGGCAGAUAGCUUCCCGGAUUAUUCCGGAUGCCGUGCCCACGGGGGAGUCGGCGGCUAUUGCGAUGGUCACUCGACAGGCACGCCGUCUUUAUGUGGGAAACAUUCCAUUCGGCGUUACUGAGGAGGACAUGAUAAACUUCUUCAAUAGGCAGAUACUGUUGCUGGGACUGGAUUCAUUGCAGAACACGGAUGGACGGGCGGUGCUGUCCUGUCAAACGAAUCUGGAGAAGAACUUCGCCUUCUUGGAAUUCCGUUCGAUGGAUGAGGCCACCCAGGCUAUUAAUUUCGAUGGGAUUUGCUUUCGCGGACAGACUUUGAAGAUCCGAAGACCCCACGACUACCAACCAGUGGCCUCUGUGGGUUCCUUUGAAACCGAAACCUUUGGGGUGGGCAAAACUACCUUGACCUUGCCAGCGAUCUCUGCCAGCUGUGUAUCCAAUCUGGUUCCCGAUUCCCCCAAUAAGAUAUACGUGGGUGGGCUGCCCACCUGCCUGGAAGAGACUCAGAUCAAGGAGCUUCUGCAAUCCUUUGGCGAUCUGAAAGGAUUUAAUCUGGUGAGGGAAGCCGGCACAACCCUGAGCAAAGGAUUCGCCUUCUUCGAGUACGUGGAUGCCAAUGUGACGGAUCAAGCCAUCGCUGGCCUGCACGGCAUGCAGUUGGGCGAUCGCAGACUGGUCGUCCAGAGAUCCAUUCCUGGCGGAAAGAGCUCUCUUCUUGGUCAGAUGUCGGCACUUCAGGUUCCCGGGCUACCUUCAUUACAAUCCACUGGUGGUGUGGCCACGGAGGUUCUGUGUCUGUUCAAUAUGGUCUUGCCGGAGGAACUGCUGGACAACGAGGAGUACGAGGACAUUCUCACGGACAUUAAGCAGGAGUGCGCCAAGUACGGAGAGGUUCGCAGCAUCAGAAUCCCCCGACCCAUUGGCCAAAAUCCGCCGCAGGGCUUGGGGAAGGUCUUUGUCCAGUUCGAGUCUGUCCAAGAUUGCCAAAAGGCCCUGACCGCGUUGAGUGGUCGCAAGUUCAGCGGUCGCAUUGUGAUGUCCUCGUUCUAUGAUCCCGAAAAGUACCUAGCCAAUGAUUUUCAGUAA
Messenger RNA from Drosophila eugracilis, 1302 nucleotides. It is a transcript of the gene LS2, whose product is annotated as splicing factor U2AF 50 kDa subunit. Gene Ontology annotation, biological process: mRNA processing. The coding region runs from base 1 to 1302 and encodes 433 amino acids. Gene Ontology annotation, molecular function: poly-pyrimidine tract binding; pre-mRNA 3'-splice site binding. The transcript has a single exon. Gene Ontology annotation, cellular component: U2-type prespliceosome; nuclear speck; nucleus. Lineage: Eukaryota; Metazoa; Arthropoda; Insecta; Diptera; Drosophilidae. The record is from RefSeq and is a predicted model, not a curated record.